UCCCUAAACUCUCGCAUCUUGCCACAACCUUCCUCUAUUCCUCCGCCCCCGCCCCCCUGCGCCUCUUUUGUCUCGAACUUCUUCCAAGGCAUCGGAUUUCCUUCCCUCUUCCUCGUUGCCGUGGGAUUCGUUGGCUGCGACAAAAAUGCUGCAAUCAUCCUCUUCAUAUUCACCGUAGGCUCCAUGGGCUUCACCAACUGCGGUUUUGUACCGAACUCUAUGGAUAUUGCACCUGAAAUGGCGGGUAUGUUAUUCUCUCUCGUCGCUCCCAACUUUCGCUACAUCACCAUGUUUAUUUAG
This is a messenger RNA of Protopolystoma xenopodis, 300 nucleotides long. The record is from the annotation of a GenBank genome assembly. NCBI's taxonomy places the organism in Eukaryota, Metazoa, Platyhelminthes, Monogenea, Polystomatidea, Polystomatidae.